Messenger RNA from Miscanthus lutarioriparius, 1728 nucleotides. NCBI's taxonomy places the organism in Eukaryota, Viridiplantae, Streptophyta, Magnoliopsida, Poales, Poaceae. The record is from the annotation of a GenBank genome assembly.
AUGGAGAUGCGAACGCACCACCCGAGCAAGCGCGGAUCCAUGGAUGAGGAGGACAGGCUGAGCAGCCUCCCCGACGACCUCCUCCACUCCAUCCUCCGCGAGCUCCCGCUCAAGCACGCCGUUCGAACGAGCGCCCUCUCCCGGCGGUGGGCGCUGCAGUGGCUCCGCGCGCUCGCCUCCUCCCGGGUCCUCGACUUCACCGACCUCGACUUGGCCGCGGCGGCCACGGUGCGCCGCUGCCUUGAGCUCCACGCCGAGCACGCCGCGCCACUCGACGUGUUCCGCUUGGCGCUCAGGUCCCCGCCAGCAGGGUCGAGCGACGGCGCGUUCGGGCGCGACGUCGUCGGCUGGAUCGCGUCCGCCGUGGCGAGGGGCGCCAGGGAGGUGGAGGUGGACCUGCACCUGACGCCGACACCGACACCGACACCGACAGGGUCAGGACGACGACGACGACAGAGGCGCCAGGUUCCGGACUCCGACGACGGAAGCGCGGCGUUCGUGGAGCUCCCCGGCGGCCUGUUCCAGGCCAGGAACUCGCUGGCGCGCCUCGCGCUCGGCGGGCUCAGCCUCCGCGCCGUCCCGCUCGCGGCGCCAGGCCUCGCUGGCCUCCGCUCGCUCUCUCUAAGCCGCAUCGGCGUCACCGACGAGGUGGUCCGGGGCAUUCUCGCCAGCUGCCGGGCGCUCGAGUCCCUCAGCCUCAGGAGCUGCUCCCUCCUCGCCUCGGUGAGUAUCGCCUGCGAGCGGCUGCGGGAGCUGCAGCUCCUGGGCUGCCGGGCCGUGCAAGAGGUGAGUAUCGCCUGCGAGCGGCUGCGGGAGCUGCGGCUCCUGGGCUGCCGGGCCGUGCAAAAGCUCCAGGUCGCCGCGCCCGCGCUGGAGUCGCUCACCCUGUACGGCCAGGUCUGCUGGAGCGAGAACGGAGGUAACCACCUGGAGCCCUUUCCUGUUUUCUUUUACUUCGUCGGCAUGCCGGCGCUGCGGGACGCGUACCUGUCGCACCUCGGCUGUGGUGCCUACAACGUCGUUCACGACAUGUCCUACCCCCAUCUGUACGACGUCGUCGCGCAUGCCCGGAUCGUGACGCUUUGCUCCAUCGGCUUGCUGCUUCUUUACAACCACUCCAUGGAUGACAUCGCAUAUAGGGAGAUGCCGAACCUAGAAGAGCUGCAGCUGCUUCUGGCCGAGUACUCGGACGAUGAAGACCAGAUGCAUGUGUCCACUUUCUUCAUGCUCACCCCGCUUCCGGUCCUCCAACGUCUCUUUCUCCACCUCCCCAGCGAUCUUGGAUACGGAUGGAGCAGGGACUGGGACUCGGACGACGAGGCGCAGCUCCCCAGCGAUCUUGGAUACGGAUGGAAUAGGGACUGGGACUCGGACGACGAGGCCGACAGCGCAGACCUGAGAAUCGAGCACGAGAUCGUCCUUGACCAGCUGACUCUCAUCAAGGUUUUCAAUUUUAUGGCGACAAGGCGAGAGCUGCGGCUGCUCACCUUCUUCCUGACGAGGGCCCCUAGCCUGGAGCAGCUGGUGCUGGUCACGGCGGAAGGAGAGAAAGCUCCCGCUGACGACCAGCUAAAGGCCAUGCAAGAGCGGGUGUCGGAGUUGCAGAGGUCGUCGCGCGAGGCACGCAUCUCCGUGUGCCGGCCCAAGGAAGACGAUAGCCAGAACCAUGCACACACCAGGUUCUUCCACGAGGAUGAUGAGUAUGUAAAAAUCUAUGAUUUUCUAUAA